Messenger RNA from Carlito syrichta (Philippine tarsier), 813 nucleotides. RefSeq names its product crystallin beta B2 (gene CRYBB2). The coding region runs from base 103 to 720 and encodes 205 amino acids. The transcript is spliced from 6 exons. Gene Ontology annotation, biological process: lens development in camera-type eye; visual perception. NCBI's taxonomy places the organism in Eukaryota, Metazoa, Chordata, Mammalia, Primates, Tarsiidae. The record is from RefSeq and is a predicted model, not a curated record. Gene Ontology annotation, molecular function: structural constituent of eye lens.
GCACCCCUGGGGAAGGUAUAAAUGCCACCUCCCGCCAGCUAGGCUUCACGGGCACUCGCGGGGGCUGGUGUCACUGGUCAUUCCUGCACAGGACAGUCCACCAUGGCCUCAGACCACCAGACCCAGGCGGGCAAGCCGCAGUCCCUCAACCCCAAGAUUAUCAUCUUUGAGCAAGAGAACUUCCAGGGCCACUCACACGAGCUCAACGGGCCCUGCCCCAACCUGAAGGAGACUGGUGUGGAGAAGGCAGGCUCCGUCCUGGUGCAGGCAGGCCCCUGGGUGGGCUACGAACAGGCCAACUGCAAGGGCGAGCAGUUUGUGUUUGAGAAGGGUGAGUACCCCCGCUGGGACUCGUGGACCAGCAGCCGGAGGACAGACGCCCUCAGCUCCCUGAGGCCCAUCAAAGUGGACAGCCAAGAGCACAAGAUCAUCCUCUAUGAAAACCCCAACUUUACGGGGAAGAAGAUGGAAAUCAUAGAUGAUGAUGUGCCCAGUUUCCACGCCCACGGCUACCAGGAAAAGGUGUCGUCUGUGCGGGUGCAGAGCGGCACGUGGGUUGGCUACCAGUACCCGGGGUACCGCGGGCUGCAGUACCUGCUGGAGAAGGGAGACUACAAGGACAGCAGCGACUUCGGGGCCCCCUACCCCCAGGUGCAGUCUGUACGCCGCAUCCGCGACAUGCAGUGGCACCAGCGGGGUGCCUUCCACCCCUCCAACUAGCACCCUCCCCUCACCCCUCCUUCCAGGGUCCCAGUUGGCUGCUGGGAUCCCGCCAUACUCCUGACGAGUGAAUAAAGUGUGACUUGCAAAUUG